Aricia agestis (brown argus) is the source of this 973-nucleotide messenger RNA. RefSeq names its product protein obstructor-E. Gene Ontology annotation, molecular function: chitin binding. Gene Ontology annotation, cellular component: extracellular region. The record is from RefSeq and is a predicted model, not a curated record. The coding region runs from base 61 to 930 and encodes 289 amino acids. Lineage: Eukaryota; Metazoa; Arthropoda; Insecta; Lepidoptera; Lycaenidae. The transcript has 6 exons.
UCGCAGAGUGAGCGUCAGGCGGUUUGAGAAAAAGUUUGUGGUUUGAAAAAGGAACGCAAGAUGGCGUUCAAAUCUGUGGCGGUUUUCCUCGCGUGUUUCGUAGUAUUAGCAUCAUCUCAAGUACCUAGGAUUCCUCGUAAGAAGCCGGCGAACCCCCCGGCACGGACGAUCGCGGACUCAGAGAGAGACGCUGAAAUCACCAACACGUGUCCCGAGGACGGCUUCUUCGCUGAUGCUGAGCAGUGCGACAAAUAUUACGAAUGCAGGAACGGUCAGAUCAUCGAGAAGCUGUGCCCGGACGGCAUGGUGUUCAACGACUACAGCCCGCAGGAGGAGAAGUGUGACUUACCCUUCAACAUCGACUGCUCGCAGAGGCCUAAACUCCAGACCCCAAUUCCAUCCCUGAACUGCCCGCGCCAAAACGGCUACUUCUCUCACGAUGACCCCAAGGAGUGCAAGAUCUUCUACUACUGCGUGGACGGCAAGUUCAACAUGAUCACGUGCCCCGACGGCCUGGUCUACAACGAGAAGACCGGCAUUUGCACCUGGCCCGAUGAGGCCAAGAAGAAGGGAUGUGGCGCUGCUGACGUUUUCGCAUUCGACUGUCCCGCUGUCAACGAAACGUUCGGGCUAACGCACCCGCGGUACGCCGACCCCGACGAUUGCCAGUUCUUCUACGUGUGCAUCAACGGCAACACGCCGCGCCGGUCCGGCUGCAAGCUCGGACAGGCCUUCGACGAUGUUAGCAAGAAGUGCGAGUGGGCGAGGAAGGUGCCUGAAUGCGCCGACUGGUACAAGGGUCAGCUGACUGACGCGGAGCUGGAAGCCCUGGAGAACCCGCCCACGCCGAAGCCGAAGCCCGCCGGCUCGCCCUCCCGCCGCAAGCCCAUGCGCCCAGUCAAGGGCAAGCAGGCCGAAGUAGAGGAGUAGAGCAUUUAUUUAGAUAGGAUAUUAAAUAUUUUGUACUUUAGUA